CCAGUCACCACUGACCGAUAUAUCAGAAGUUCACAGGCUACUUCAUUCUCUUCUCCGACAGUCUUUUUAGAACAUCUUUUUAAUACGGCGCUCCUGACUUUUUUUCUAGAUACUAUAAAAAUUCUAUAGAGUAGAAAGUGUGUCUCUAUUUCUCUAAUAGACUUCAGAGACUGUUUGUUUACAAUAUUUUAUUGUGUGUGUCAAAUUGUUCACAUGGGCAAUUAAUUAGCCUACAAUAACUCCAUCCAUAUUAUAUAGUAUACCUAAUAUGAUUCAUGUCGUAGUUCCUGUCUCCUGUCGAUAACGCUAAAUUUUAAAUAACUAAGAUAUCAAGAUGCCUGCUUAUUCUUUAAUCGAAUAUAAGUUACGUCGAUAUUUUUAUUUGGGACAUGAAUAUUGUAUAUAUGUUCCUCCUUCAAUUCGAACUUCAUUUUGGAGUCAAAAUCAUUAUGAUGAUGUUACUGGUGUACGGAUAAUAGGAAAAAUUGUUAAAAGAAAUAAAGCUGAAGAGAUUAAUUCAAUAGUUCCAGUAAUUUUAAAGAUAAAAAAAGAAGAUAAGCUUCUUGAUGAUCGGCUCCUGAUUUUUGCAUUGGCUGUGUGUGCCAAGUUUAAUUUGAAACCAUGUGAAAAAAUGGUUGCUGAUGCUUAUGCAGCAGUCUCUACAAUAUGUACAGAUGGAUUAAAACUAUUGAUGUUUGUUAAAUUCUGCCAAAUAGCUAUUGGUAUUCUUUUUGAUCAAGGAUUUUUAACCAAUACGUCUAAUGGCCAUGGCCGUGGUUUUACCAAAUCUAUGACUAACUGGUAUUUAAAUAGAGAUCCAUUACUAACUACAGAGCAAAUAGUAAGGAAUAAAUGUUACGAUGGUUGGAGUCAUAAAGAUGUGAUGAAACUAAUUCAUCUUCACUCCGACGAACCAUGUCGUAUUAUGUACAUUACUUACACUUUGAGUGGUUUUGAAAAGGUUGAACAAUUAUUUGGAUCUCAAAUGAAAGAUGUUUGUAUUGACGAUAGAGAUGAAACAUUUGAAAAUAAGCAAUUAAAAUUUAUUUACAACUUUUUAAAUCAAGUAGAAAAUAUAAAAAAAAUGGAUGCAUGUGCAUUGCGGUAUGAAAUUGAAUUAAAUAGAUGGGGUCAUAAACCUGAAGUUAUACCUCGAGAAAUGCUAAAAAAUCCUACUAUUUUAACUUCACUUGUUAUGCAUUUGUCAUUGGAGAAAAUUUUGGAGAAUACAUUUUUUUUUGCUAAAAACAGAUUAUUUCACAAUUCAACACCUGAUAUAGGGCUUUGGGAGUAUAUUUUACGGUUCAACAAUACAAGUCUAUUAAAAAAAUCUCAAAUUCAUCCAAUUGAACCAUUUAUAGAAUAUGCUAAAUAUGCUAGAACAAGCAAAAAUAUCUUAAAAUUGCAAAAUAAUAUAAUGAAAAAGGAAGAAAACACUGAAACUGAAUUAAUUGAUAGUAAAUUAAAAGUGAUAGUAGAGUUAAAAAAAACACCAGAUAAAGAAAAAGUUGUUAUUCAAUCAACUGUAAAAAAUGAAGGAGUCUUAUUAAAUGAAGAGACACAAACUCAAAAUCAGAAUGAUCAAAAAUGUAGUUCAGCUUCAAGUAGUCACAAAAAUACACAACAUCAAAAAUCUGCACAAAAUUUAAAAAAAUCAUCUGGCGGAACAACAUUGGAGGAAAAUCAAAAAGAACAUCAAGUCCAAUUAGCGGACAGUAUCCAUCGCUUAUCAAAUUUAAAUAUCAACAGUCAACAAAAAAAUCUUGUAUCAACAACAGAAGAAAUAGGUGGUGAUGUGAUUCAAUCACAAGUGAAUGAUAUCAAACAAAAACAACCUAGUGUUUUGUAUAUGAUGAAACCACUUCCAGUGUUAGAAGACAAACUGUUGACAUUUUUAUCUGAAGAUCUGAUAAAAAAAACUUGUGAAGUUUUAGACCCUUUAGGUCUUCGUAUAAUGAUAACAUAUGACAGUCGAAUACGUAUGAAGAAAUCCAUGUGUGCAUGUUCACGAUUGGUCAGUGUGCAUGAAGCUAUUACAUUGAUAACAUUGUCUUUAAUUUACCCAGAAAAAUUAGAAAAUAAACCAACUGUAUAUGGUUUAAAUUCAGAUUUAAAUUCAUCUAAGAAGAUUCAAAUUGAUUAUAACCAACCUUUGACCUUUUCCUAUUUAGAACCCAUAUUGUUUAAAACACCUGAUAGUAAUGAUGGUUUAAAUUCAGUAGAUUCUGACAACAAAGAUAUUCCUCAAGUGUAUCCUCAUCUUUCUUUUAAGUGGGCUAAAGACAACAAUAAAGAAUUUGAUGUAUUUGUAUUUUUGGGAAAUAACAAAAUGAAUUUGAAAGUAUUUAAAAGUUAUAUGAAAGGAUAUACAGCACAUUUUAAAAUCCCAGUGAAAAUUGUUUUAAUUUGUCUGAAUGGAAAACAUUAUGAUCAAAUAAAUCUUGGCCGAAGAAAUACUUUAUUUAUUAUUGGCUUUGAUAAAAAUGUAGGCAAAAUAAUUAAUUCUUUCAUAAAGAAUGAUUUUUAA
Molecule: messenger RNA, 2527 nt
Organism: Diuraphis noxia (Russian wheat aphid)
Lineage: Eukaryota; Metazoa; Arthropoda; Insecta; Hemiptera; Aphididae
Cellular component (GO): ribonucleoprotein complex
Molecular function (GO): RNA binding
Source: RefSeq, a predicted model, not a curated record